AUGGCAAUGCUCAAGCAAUUGACAAUGAAUGUGCCAUUGGUUGAGGCACUGGAACAAAUGCCAGAAAAUGCUAAGUUUAUGAAGGAUCUGUUGACAAAGAAAAGGGCAGUAAGCUAUGAGCCGAUGGACAAUCUCCACCAUUGCAGUGUUGUUUCUACACGAUCCUUAGUGCAGAAGAAGGCCGACCCUGGAGCAUUCAUUAUUCCAUGUACAAUCGGGCCUCUCGAUAUUGCUAAGGCCCUAUGUGAUCUGGAGGUGACCAUAAAUCUGAUGCCACUAGCCAUGUAUAAAAAGCUGGGUUUGGGAGAUCCAACCCCGACAAACAUACGGUUGGUUAUGGCAGAUAGGUCUAUAAAGCGGCCAAUAGGAAUACAACAUGGUGUAUUGGUAAAGGCUUCCGACUUUAUACUUCCUAAUAAUUUCAUAGUCCUUGAUUGUGAUGCAGACUUUAAAGUAUCCAGUAUUUUGGGUAGAUCAUUCCUCACGAAUGGGAGAGUGAUAGUAGACAUGGAGCUGAAUGAGCUGAUAUUCAGGCUCAAUGACAAAGAAGCAAGAUUCGCAAUACACUCACCUAUGACACAACAAAAGGAGAUCAGUGUUUUCUCAAUCAUGGAUGUAUUUUAUGAAGAUGGUAAAAAGGUAUCAGCAGGUAUUAUAAUGGCACCCAAAGGAAAGAGCACCAAACCUACAAAGAAAGUGAAAAAAGAGAGUAUACCUCAAAGACUCUUCGAUGAGGGAUCCGAUUAUGAGGAGGAGGAUCCACUGCUUAGGAAGCAAAGGAAAAAAUAA
Capsicum annuum is the source of this 789-nucleotide messenger RNA. RefSeq lists its product as uncharacterized. NCBI's taxonomy places the organism in Eukaryota, Viridiplantae, Streptophyta, Magnoliopsida, Solanales, Solanaceae. The transcript has 2 exons. The record is from RefSeq and is a predicted model, not a curated record. The coding region runs from base 1 to 789 and encodes 262 amino acids.